Molecule: messenger RNA, 2811 nt
Organism: Postia placenta MAD-698-R-SB12
Lineage: Eukaryota; Fungi; Basidiomycota; Agaricomycetes; Polyporales; Adustoporiaceae
Exons: 8
Coding region: 1-2811 (936 amino acids)
Biological process (GO): septin ring organization; establishment of cell polarity
Cellular component (GO): mating projection tip; nucleus; division septum
Molecular function (GO): guanyl-nucleotide exchange factor activity; protein binding
Source: RefSeq, a predicted model, not a curated record
AUGGCCUCCGCCGCAGGGCGCAAAAAGUCUGUCAUCUCCGCCACCACGCCCACUAUUGAAUCUCCCAUCGCGAAUAACACCCUCCUCAACAAGGCCGCGUCCCAGUCGACCUCUCUCUACCAGCAAUGCUCAGCUCUUCGCACUCGUUUGCUCCAGGUUCAGGAUUUCCCUGAAUGGUUCACCGUCUCCUCACCCCCAGAUUCCUCCCGCCGCUCAACCGAUCCCGUAACCCAAUUAUGGGACUGCUUUGCGUUAGGAGUACCUCUCUGCUAUCUCUUCAACCUUCUGCCCGCUCCCUUCAGUCCUAUUAACAUCGACACCGACCCCAAAUCCUUCGACGCAACAAACGAGAAGACGAAGAAACGUUCAAUCGCGCUGUUCUCGAUGCAAAUCAAGCAACUGGAGGGUUGCGAGCAGUUCACGGUCACCGAGUUAUGGGACCGUAAUUCUACGGACGGCUUCGUAAAGGUCGUGAACAACGUAAUCAAUCUCGUCAGAUGCCUCCCAGACGAGGUCUUCGUCGAGCCGCAGCUGUCUUCUCCGCAUCUCGCCUCCGCUCAACAAUCUACCGACUCCCUAGAUGCAGACGGUGCGGCGCCUCCCCCGGAGAGAGACGGGGGUGCCCGAUACAACAUUGUCAGGGAACUUGUUGAGACGGAAAGGAAAUAUGUACAGGAUUUGGAGGUUAUGCAGAAAUAUUCCAUUGCGGCGUCGCAAAUGAAUGUGAUGGAUCAAGAGACCCUCCAGCGUCUGUUCCCGGGCUUGAACAAGCUUCUUAACUUCCAGCGCAAGUUUCUCAUCAAACUGGAGAGUAUCGCGGAGUUAUCUCCCAACGACCAGUCAUGGGGAGUGCCAUUCAUGGAGAAUGAGGAAGAGUUCGCGGUAUACGAACCGUAUUGCGCUCUGUAUACGUCUGCAUCGGACAUCAUGCUGCAAGAGAUGCAGAACCUCACCGCUCUGGACAAUGUUCUUUCCAAGUCGGAACUGCCUGCUUUCCUUAUCAAACCUGUGCAGCGGAUCUGCAAGUACCCCUUGCUGUUAGAGUCACUCCUCAAAGCUGUAAAAACAACCGACUAUCCCUUCAUCGAAGAGUUGAAACUCGGGGUAGCGGCGGCAAAGCGUGUGACGGAUAAGAUCAACGAAGCGCAGCGUCGGGCUGAGAACCUCGCGACCGUGGAGGCCUUGAAAGGCCGUGUUGAGGACUGGAAAGGUCAUCACAUAAGCCAGUUCGGCAGCCUCUUGCUCGACGACAUCUUCACCGUCACGAAGUCUGAAGUUGACAGGGAGUACCAUGUCUUCCUUUUUGAGAAGAUCAUCCUGUGCUGCAAGGAGUAUCUUGUGCCGUCAGCCAAUGGAAGGAAGGUUGGCAAGAGCAACUCGAUUUUGAAGAAACCACCGGUUCCUCCGCCGUUGAUGCUUCCAGGGGCUGGCCCCUCGAAGAAAAGAAACACACCCUUGUUGUUGAAGGGUCGUAUUUUCCUCGCUAAUGUGCACCUCGCUGAGCCCAAGAUUUCCGCAGGUAGGUCCUCAGAACUUUGGUGUCAAUAUUCGCUGGCAGUGUACUGGCGCGGCGAUGAUGAUACGGAAUUUUUCACGCUCCGCUGCCGGAAUGAGGAACAGCUGAAGAUGUGGGAAACGCAGCUGAACCGCCUCAUACAGGAGAACAUCAACAGGCGUAUGUCAGACAGGAAUCCCCAGCGGCUUACCCAGAUGACUCCAUCUAGCGCCGCGGCAAUGCAGCAGCGACCCCCGCCGAUCGCAUACAACCAGGAGAAAACGUACUCCACCUUCUCUCAGUCUACCGUGUACAGUGCAUACGGUGCCACAUCUCCGUACGGCGCCCCUGGUCGCAUGGGUCGACAUCCGUACGCUGCUGCAGGCGACGAGCCGCCCGCGUCAGCGAACGGCUCGUACAGCAACGGCUUCGGCCACGGUCCUCAGGGCUAUCCUCCACACGACGGAUUUGAUGUCGACCUGGAUGAAGACUACGAAGAAUAUCCUCUGCCGAAUUAUCCCCCGUCUGGACGGGCGACUCCUGCUGGCAGCCGCCGCUCAGACAUGAUUGGUUUCUCGCAAAGCGCGCGGACGAGCUCACAUUCCUCGAUUCCGUCAGCCAUGAGCAGUCAUACUGCCCUGCGCAGCCAGUUCAGUUCAACGCGACUCAAGGGUGCGUAUGAUCAGGCUGAAUCGCGCCCCAAUGCUAGCUCGCGGCAGAGUGCACCGGCGGCACCGUCGCGGUCGCGCAGCGCUAGCCAACCGACUGCAUACAUCCCACCUACUGUGCCACCUCCGCUGCCCACGUCUAUUCCCUCUUCAGUACAGUGGUCAACUCGUGCGCAGAGUACUGUGGGUAACGGCCACAACAAGCGAGGGAGUGGUUCGAGUGAGUCGACGGGCGAGAGCUCUGACUACUCUCCACAUAGCAGUGGCUCGCCCAUCACGCCAUUCGGCUCGAGCGAUACAUCAUUGGCAGGAAUGUCUGCAUCACGCCACUCGCGAUCGCAGCAGCAUGUCGAUCAAGUAGUCACAUCCGCUGCGAAUGAGCUAUCGAGGCCGGUGAAGGUGAAGGUGCACUUCCAUGAGGACAUCUUUGUCAUUCAGGUGCCUCGGUCGACGGAGUUCGACCAGUUAGUGGAGAAGGUCGGCAAGAAGAUCAGACUGUGCGGACCUAACCGGAGGGAUGACGGCCCUCUGCGCGUGAAGUACAAGGAUGAAGAUGGCGAUCUUGUGUCACUAGGGUCAACGGAGGACGUCCAGAUGGCGUUCGAGUCCUUCCGGCCUGGCAAUCUAGUGACGCUCUAUGUGCAAUGA